AUGAGGUUCCCACCUGGACUAUCUCCUCCAUCUCCUGCUCAUGUUUGUCGACUUAGAAAAUCACUGUACGGCCUCAAACAGGCUUCUCGUCAGUGGUAUGCACGUUUGUCUUCUGCUUUGGGAACCAGAGGUUUCACUUCCUCCCUUAAUGACUACUCCCUUUUCUUCAAAGUAUCUGGGGAUUUGAUAACCAUUCUUGCGGUUUACGUGGAUGAUGUCUUGAUCACUGGUAAUAAUCAAGCAGAAAUCAAUGAGAUCAAACAUUUUCUUGACAUGGAAUUUAAAAUAAAGGAUUUGGGGUUGGCACAUUAUUUCUUGGGUUUAGAAUUGAUCAGGGAAUUAGGAGGUUUAAUUGUCACACAAAGAAAGUUUGCUUUAGAGUUACUUACAUAUUUUGAUUGCUUGGAUGUUCGACCAGCUUCUUCUCCAUUGGAUCCUGCCAUUAAGCUUUCUUCCAGUUGUGGUGAACCUCUCCCUGAUCCGACUGUUUACCGACAUCUUUUGGGCAAGCUGAAUUUUUUAACUAGCACACGUCCAGACCUUUCUUUUACUGUGCAAACUCUCAGUCAGCAUAUGCAAUCUCCCUAUACUGGACAUUACCAAGCAGCAUUGCAUGUUUUGUGUUACAUUUCCAAGGAUCCAGGUCUUGGUUUGUUCAUGUCUUCUGAACCUUCAUUUGAACUCUUAGCUUUCUGCGAUGCCGACUGGGCUUCUUGCUCUAAUACACGCCGUUCAGUGAGUUGGUUUUUCUUAAGUCUUGGUGGUUUCCCCAUUUCAUGGAAAUCUAAGAAGCAACAGGUAGUCGCUCUUUCUUCCGCAGAAGCUGAAUACCGUUCAAUGCGCCGAUUAGCUGCUGAAAUAACUUGGGUGGUCCGAUUGUUGCACGACCUAUCUGUUGUGCCCUCUUUGCCGGUUCCUCUUCAUUGCGAUAACCAAGCCGCCAUCCACAUAGCAAAAAAUCCCGUCUUUCAUAAACGGACCAAGCAUAUAGAGCUUGAUUGUCACUUCGUUCGUGAAAAACUUCUGGAUGGGUUGAUCUCUUUGUCUUUUGUUCCUUCUUCUUCUCAAAUAGCCGAUCUUUUUACAAAAGCACUAGCUGGUCCUUUGCAUAGAUCUUUUCUGGGCAAGCUUGGAGUCCGAUCACCGGUGUCCAGCUUGAAGGGGGGUGUUGCCGGACAAAAUCCUCAUUCUACCAUUUCCGACGAGUCUCCGAUUACAGAAGGAGAAAGAGACGUGAUCUAG
Messenger RNA from Nicotiana attenuata, 1242 nucleotides. RefSeq lists its product as uncharacterized. Lineage: Eukaryota; Viridiplantae; Streptophyta; Magnoliopsida; Solanales; Solanaceae. The record is from RefSeq and is a predicted model, not a curated record. The transcript has a single exon. The coding region runs from base 1 to 1242 and encodes 413 amino acids.